AUGGCAGGUUUAAGGUUCAAUUUGGCGGUGAUGAUGGCGCUCAUGCUAGCAUCUGUGCAGCUUCACAACACGGCGGCUCAGACAACCCAUGUGGUCGGCGACGCCUUGGGCUGGAAUAUUCCUCCCAACGGACCUUCUGCUUACACCACCUGGGCAUCAGGUCAGACCUUCAGUGUCGGCGAUGUUCUUCUCUUUAACUUCACCACCGGAUUCCAUAACGUCGCUGAAGUGUCUCAGGCAGCCUAUGGCCCAUGCACCACCACCAACCCCAUCUCCAUCGCCACCAACGGCCCCGCUAGAGUCACCUUGAAUGCACCUGGCACACACUAUUACGUCUGCACCGUUGGCACUCAUUGCCAAAUUGGUCAGAAGUUAACCAUCAACGUCUCCGCCGGGUCGGCCAUCCCUGCUCCAGCCCCGACACCCGCCACUCCCGCGCCGGUUUCUUCACCAACCACCACCCCGACCCCUGCCCCCACCACAACAACUCCUCCGCCAACAUCCUCACCUGCACCUUCUGCCGGGGAAGCCAGCCCAUUAUCACCACCCACCUCCGGUCAAUCUCCCUCAGGGAGUAAUGCACCUUCUCCCACCGAUAGCACCACUCUACCACCACAAUCACCCAGUUUUGCUCCAUCUUUCACCGCCGUGGUGCCCUUCAGUUUCUUGGCGAUCGCUUUAGCUUUCUUUUAUUAA
This is a messenger RNA of Lactuca virosa, 696 nucleotides long. The record is from the annotation of a GenBank genome assembly. NCBI's taxonomy places the organism in Eukaryota, Viridiplantae, Streptophyta, Magnoliopsida, Asterales, Asteraceae.